Mustela erminea (ermine) is the source of this 1318-nucleotide messenger RNA. RefSeq names its product peptidylprolyl isomerase like 3 (gene PPIL3). The record is from RefSeq and is a predicted model, not a curated record. The transcript is spliced from 7 exons. Bases 398 to 883 code for a protein of 161 amino acids. Gene Ontology annotation, molecular function: peptidyl-prolyl cis-trans isomerase activity. Gene Ontology annotation, cellular component: catalytic step 2 spliceosome. Gene Ontology annotation, biological process: protein folding; protein peptidyl-prolyl isomerization. Lineage: Eukaryota; Metazoa; Chordata; Mammalia; Carnivora; Mustelidae.
GCACUGCUAGAGGUUGCGCGGAAUGGUUCCGGCUUACGUUUCGUGUCCUGGUACAUUUAUUAAAAGAGCUCUCUUUCGCUGUCAAAAGGUACCAGGUGAGGAUAAAUUACAUUGUCUUCCUAGCUGUAGUCAUUCUGGUUUGAAAUAGGGAGGAAGGAAUGAGGAGGUAAAACGAGGCGAGGAGGUGAGGGGCGUACUCUCUAAUGGGUCCCCCGCUUGACUUCCGGUAGCCGAAGUCUCUUAACUCCGAAACGUGGGUAUAUACAAGGGGAUUUUGUUGUUGUUGUUUCAGCAACAGCUGUGCUAGCUGAAGUGGAAUAGAGACACGUUUUCCAACUUCUCUUGGUAAGACUGAGAAAUUCAGCAGUAGUACUUCCUGAAACCAUCAAGAAGAAAAAUGUCAGUGACACUGCAUACAGAUGUAGGUGAUAUUAAAAUAGAAGUUUUCUGUGAGAGGACACCCAAAACUUGUGAGAAUUUUUUGGCUCUUUGUGCCAGUAAUUACUACAAUGGCUGUAUAUUUCAUAGAAAUAUCAAGGGUUUCAUGGUUCAAACAGGAGAUCCGACAGGUACCGGAAGAGGAGGUAACAGUAUCUGGGGCAAGAAAUUUGAGGAUGAAUAUAGUGAAUAUCUUAAGCACAAUGUUAGAGGUGUUGUAUCUAUGGCUAAUAAUGGCCCAAACACCAAUGGAUCUCAGUUCUUCAUCACUUAUGGCAAGCAGCCACAUUUGGACAUGAAAUAUACAGUAUUUGGAAAGGUGAUAGAUGGUCUGGAGACUCUGGAUGAACUGGAGAAGUUACCAGUAAAUGAGAAGACCUAUCGACCUCUUAACGAUGUACACAUUAAGGACAUAACAAUACAUGCCAAUCCAUUUGCACAAUAGCUAUAAUAGAUCUGGAAAAAUACUUGGCCGACUAUUCAAGGAACACACGUAUUGUGUUUACCCAGUUUUAAUUAUGUAGAAAGAUUACAUCAUCUGCCUGCCUGUUUAUAGCUAAGAUCUUCUAGGAGUUGGUGGUACCAUGAGGGCCCAAACAGCUUUCAUUUCCAUUAUUACAGCAUAUUUUUUACUAUAACUAUUAUCUAAUGUAUUUAAGUUCAAUUUUUUAAAAAACUCUUCUACUUGUAAUUUUUUGUUACACAUAAACAUUCAUAUAUAAACAGCAUUUUUGAGCACUCUGAUUACAUAUUCCUGCCAUAUCUUGUCCACAUCCUGGAAGUAGUCUUUUCCAUUAAUUAUUCACUUUGUGCAGUUAGAGUAAGGGCAAGAUAGAGAUGACCUAGAAAAGCCAGCCAGUCCAUUUUGCUAUUUUCUCUA